This is a messenger RNA of Sparassis crispa, 963 nucleotides long. RefSeq names its product Protein SCO1, mitochondrial. Gene Ontology annotation, molecular function: copper ion binding; copper chaperone activity. Lineage: Eukaryota; Fungi; Basidiomycota; Agaricomycetes; Polyporales; Sparassidaceae. The coding region runs from base 1 to 963 and encodes 320 amino acids. The record is from RefSeq and is a predicted model, not a curated record. Gene Ontology annotation, biological process: intracellular copper ion homeostasis; mitochondrial respiratory chain complex IV assembly. Gene Ontology annotation, cellular component: mitochondrial inner membrane. The transcript has 5 exons.
AUGGAUGUUUGUGCGCCAGACCGUAUAUUUCUGUGUCUUCUACGCCCCGACAAAAGCAUUCACAACAUCCAGACAUCACGGCAGCAGCUGAAGGGCGUCCUCGACGUCGGUCACGCGCUGCACGCGAUGUCCGCACUUGCCCUCACAUCCUCAGCCCGUAGAACAGCCGCAAGAUGCUCAGCCUCUGCUCGCCAUCUAUACACAGCAGCUAAGUCCACACCACGAUGCGCGAACCCGAAGCGGAACUACUCUGAGACGAGCGGGGGCUCAAAGCAGCAGACACCCUCGGGCGAGCGGGACAGGUCUGCAGUCGGCGUCUUCACGCCGACCGCCGCUGCGAUCUUCGUCGCGACUGGCGUCGGCCUCUUCUUCUACUUCCGCCACGAGAAGGAAAAGCUGCAUGAGCAGCGACAAAAAGAGCUGAUAGACAAGGACGUCGGGCGCCCCAACGUAGGCGGGCCGUUCUCGCUCACAACACAGGACGGCAAGACGUUCACGGACAAGGACCUACUGGGGCGCUGGAGCCUAAUCUACUUCGGCUUCACAAACUGCCCCGACAUCUGCCCAGAGGAGCUCGACAAGAUGAGUGCUGCGGUGACCGAGCUUGACAAGGCGUAUGGCCCGAUUGUACAGCCGAUCUUCGUCUCCGUCGACCCCGCGCGAGACACGGUCCCACAGGUCGCGCGAUACGUGUCCGAGUUCCACCCGCGCCUCGUCGGGCUCACGGGCGAGUACGCGGCGGUUCGCGCGGCGUGCAAGGCGUACCGCGUGUACUUCUCGACCCCGCGUGAUGCGCAGCCUGGCGAUGACUACCUCGUCGACCACUCGAUCUACUUCUACCUCAUGGACCCACACGGGCGCUUCGUCGAGGCAUUCGGGAAGGCGAGCCCGAUGGAGGACGUUGUGGAGCGCGUAAAGAAGGAGGUCGGCGUGUGGGAGGAGCAGACGGGGAAGCGGGUGUAG